AUGGCGCCCCAAGACGGAGCAGCGGCUGCUGUUCAACAGCGGCGACAGCAAUACCCUGCACAAGACUCGCUCACCACCAACUCGUAUACCCCCAGCUCGCCUCGUCAAAUACCCAGCGACUUCUCGCCCGACGCUAUCCUCGAGGAGGGCGCCGAUUCGGAAGACUCGCCUACAGAGCCUCUCACUCCGACCAGCAGUCACUCGCCGCAGUUCACCACCGUAAAGCAGACGCAGACUGAAAACUACUAUCCCUCAUUCGAUUACUCGAGACCUCAGCAGCAAGACUCGCGGCUCCCGCCAAGGGCAUCGGCCGACCAAAGCAGCAUUUGGCGCCCCUCUUCCGACGAACAGGCACAGCAGCCACCGCAGCAGGAUUCGGACCAAGUCAAUCCUCCGUCUCUAUCACGACGAUCGACCCGUAAUUCGACGGCCAGCUUCAAACGCACAAUGACAGGUCUUUUCCGUCGUUCCAAUUCCAGCCUUGCUGCUGGAGAGCAGCAGGCCAACGCCAAUGCUGCCUCACCACCGACGUCCAACCCUCAGCCGCGCGCAAGUCAAUCGCAGGAGGAUCCCGCGAAAAGGAAUGCUGUUCCUGUCGCGAAUCGCCCCCCGCCGACCAGCAACGGCAUGGCAAAACCAAACCGCCGGUUCUCCUUCCACAGGUCAGCGACAACCACACGAUCUAACACUCCGCCUUCGCCUGGAUCGCCCCUUGAUAGCCCUUCCGACGGAAUCAAUAACCUGCAUCCUGCACCUAGCGCAAACAGUGCGCUCCCUAGUGCCAAAGAUUUCGAUAACAAAAGGAAGAACCGCUCGUCGACAGGGCUGUCCCUCCGCGGCAAGACAAUCAACUUCCUGACUCCGAACACACCCAACGGGCAUGGAAAUGGGGUGCCUCGGUCUUCACGCCCGCGCUCACGCCGUGCUAGCAGCUUUGACUCUGAGCGCGCCAACUCGCGGACGCGAUCGCCGCACACACAACACCACGCGGACCACAACGCCUACUCCGCCGAGCGUCAGGCAUUCGCACUAGCACCAGAUGCUGGCACCGGCACCAAGGCUCGGCGUAUGAGCCUGAGCCUUCCCGACGAGUUCAUGGUGGACGUCGCUGAGCUCACUGAUGAGUUUGAGUACCAGUCCAAAUUCCUUGGCCGUCACGGCAAGCACAUCGGCAAGGGCGUUGCCUCCAAGGUCACGUUGAUGAUGCGCAAGGGCUGUCCGGAGGAACUCUACGCCGUCAAGGAGUUCCGUGGUAAAUCUAGCAGUGAAACCCAGGACUACUACGAUAAGAAGGUCAAGUCCGAGUUCAGCCUGGCCAAGAGUCUGCACCAUCCCAAUAUUGUCGAAACCUUCCGCCUCUGCAAGAACCACUCGCGCUGGAACCACGUCAUGGAAUAUUGCUCCGAGGGCGAUUUGUUCGGCUUAGUGCAAAAAGGCUUUUUCCUCGGCGAUAACAAGCGGAAAGACCGCAACUGCAUCUUCAAGCAAUUGGUUCAGGGGGUGCACUAUCUGCACUCUCACGGCAUUGCGCAUCGCGAUAUCAAGCUCGAUAACUUGCUCCUCACAGCGGACAGCAAGCUCAAGAUCACAGAUUUUGGUGUUUCCGAGGUCUUUUCUGGUACCCACCCGGGGCUCCGCGAAGCUGGGGGCCAAUGUGGCCAACACAUGGAUGAUGAGGUCCGGCUGUGUUCCCCUGGCAUCUGCGGAUCCUUGCCCUACAUCGCGCCCGAAGUCAUCGCCAAGAAGGACAAGUAUGACCCUCGCGGCCUUGACGUGUGGAGCAGUGGGGUGGUUCUGAUCUACCUGACCUUUGGUGGUGCCAUUUGGGAGAAGGCCGCCCCCGGAUAUGGUCAAUACGAUGAUCUCGUCAAGGGUUGGGAGAAGUGGGAGUCGAAGCAUGAGCCUGGGGCUACCAUGACAGACACCGAUUAUCCUCACCAGAGGGCCUUUGAUAUCGGCAUUACUCCACCUGCACUUCGCCGUCUGUUGUUGCGGAUGCUGCACCCCGAUCCGGCCAAACGAAUCAACAUUAAUGAUGUGAUCAACAACCGAUGGAUGAAGGGGGUCGAAUGCUGCCAGGUGGAGUCUUAUGAUGACCCUUGCUUGCUCAUUGACGCGACCAAAGCAAGUUCGUGGAACGGCAGCAAGAAAGUGUUUUGCCACAGCCAUCUGCCUGCCAAGAGCCAGGGGCAUUCCCUGGGCAAGAUGCCCGGCCAGCCAGGAUAUUAG
This is a messenger RNA of Emericellopsis atlantica, 2229 nucleotides long. Its product is annotated as serine/threonine-protein kinase hal4. Gene Ontology annotation, molecular function: protein serine/threonine kinase activity; ATP binding. The transcript is spliced from 2 exons. The record is from RefSeq and is a predicted model, not a curated record. Gene Ontology annotation, biological process: intracellular monoatomic cation homeostasis; protein phosphorylation; intracellular signal transduction. Bases 1 to 2229 code for a protein of 742 amino acids. NCBI's taxonomy places the organism in Eukaryota, Fungi, Ascomycota, Sordariomycetes, Hypocreales, Bionectriaceae.